AAACAAGUCCUAAAAUUGUAAUAACUAUUAUUUUUAGUCUAAAAGUUCACUUUCUCGCAAAUUUUUAUAUCAGUAACUAUCAUAAUAUGACUGGUGAAUCAGAAAGGAGUCAUUGUUUUAAAAUCGAAAAUAAAUUUAUUGUUAAAAGUGGUUGUAAGAAGCGUAUGUGGAGAUCGCUUAAACAAAUAUUAACUACUGAAAGAACAUUACCAUGGCCUAAUGACGCUGUUCUAUAUUUUUCAAUCAAUGCACCACCUUCAUUUAAGCCAACUAAGAAGUACUCAGAUAUCUCUGGUUUGCCAGCGCCUUAUAUAGACCGUCACUCGAAACUGUACUAUAGCAAUGCAGAAGAAUUUGCUACGGUAAGAAGUUUGCCAAUGGAUAUUACUGCCGGGUACCUACAACUGAGAGGAGCUAAUACAAUUGUCGGUUAAUGUUAUCUGAUGUAUAUACAUUUCGAAUUAAAAGCAUUAUUAAAUUCAA
Molecule: messenger RNA, 483 nt
Organism: Vanessa tameamea
Lineage: Eukaryota; Metazoa; Arthropoda; Insecta; Lepidoptera; Nymphalidae
Product: INO80 complex subunit C
Exons: 2
Coding region: 87-434 (115 amino acids)
Biological process (GO): chromatin remodeling
Cellular component (GO): Ino80 complex
Source: RefSeq, a predicted model, not a curated record